Nothobranchius furzeri (turquoise killifish) is the source of this 2014-nucleotide messenger RNA. Its product is annotated as zinc finger protein ZFP2-like. NCBI's taxonomy places the organism in Eukaryota, Metazoa, Chordata, Actinopteri, Cyprinodontiformes, Nothobranchiidae. The record is from RefSeq and is a predicted model, not a curated record.
CUGCAGCUAGACCUUACUCCAUAAAAGGGAAGCAUUGUGUUUGCAAAGUUGCUAGCGUCAGUGAAAGCCCGUUGAAACUAGAAGCUCUGUAUCUAUCGUUUAUUCCGUACCUUUGAAUCUGGGACUCCGCUUGGGAUAUUUGGACCGACCGCUGCGUGAAACGACACUCUGCUAACAGGGGGCGUUCCUGUUUACAAACAAAAUUGCCCCUUUUAGCCGUUUCCCGAAUAGUUGGGAACGGAAGAUAACUUCAGCCUCGUGGACAAGAGGAAGGAACUGAAAAAGAAGAACCGUUAGCAACGUUAGUUUAUUGUUGUUUAGCCUUGUGAGGUGAAUAUUAAACAUGUAUUCAGGAGAGUCUCUGAUGGAGUUUGUCACCAAGCAAGUAGCUAUUGCUAGAGAAAAAAUCAGGAAGGUUGAAGAAGCCAUGGCCCAGUUCGAGGAAGGGCUUGGUGGCCAGCGCAGACUGUCGGAUAUGAGCUGGAAACCACAGAGCAGCUCGCACAGAGCAGAUCUUCCACAGCGUCAUGUCUGGGAAAAGGAGAAGGAUUUGACUGCCCAGCAGCUCUUUAACCAGGAGUCGAUGUCCUGUUCAGACCAGGACAAACCAGAACAGCUAAAACUUUGCCAACAUGAAGGACAGCCCUUCCUGAACCAGGAAAAUCUUACCUUCACGGAUACUCGUCUGUCUGAAGAAACAGACUGUCAUGAACCAGAACCAAACAGGAACCAGCCAUUGUGUCAGAGUUCUACAGAACCUGAGAACCAAGAUCAGGGUGGAUGCAGGAAAGAAAACUCAGAAUCAAACGGCAAUGAAGAACUGAAACUGAAUAAAAGGCGUCAGCGAAGCAAAGAUCACAGAGACAGUGUAGGUGGUGAAAGACACAAAAAGCACAAAUGGGCUCACAGUGGUGAGAGAUCACUUUAUUGUAAGCUAUGUGGAAAAUCUAUCAGUCACAAAUCUUAUUUAAAUAUUCACAUGAGAGCUCACACAGGUGAGAAGCCAUAUUCUUGUAAAACUUGUGGUAAAUGUUUUACUAUCAGUGGUAACUUGACUACACACAUGAGAACUCACACAGGUGAGAAGCCAUAUCCAUGUAAAACUUGUGGUAAAUGUUUUACUAAAAGUGGUCACUUGACUAGACACAUGAGAACUCACACAGGUGAGAAGCCAUAUCCAUGUACAACUUGUGGUAAAUGUUUUGGAACCAUUGGUGAAUUAACUACACACAUGAGAACUCACACAGGUGAGAAGCCAUAUCCAUGUAAAACUUGUGGUAAAUGUUUUGGAACCAGUGGUCACUUAACUAAACACAUGAGAACUCACACAGGUGAGAAGCCAUAUCCAUGUAAAACUUGUGGUAAAUGUUUUAGAGACAGUGGUAACUUGACUAAACACAUGAGAACUCACACAGGUGAGAAGCCAUAUCUAUGUAAAACUUGUGGUAAAUGUUUUGGAGACAGUUGUCACUUGACUAAAUGCAUGAGAACUCACACAGGUGAGAAGCCAUAUUCAUGUAAAACUUGUGGUAAAUGUUUUACUAAAAGUGGUCACUUGACUACACACAUGAGAACUCACACAGGUGAGAAGCCAUAUCCAUGUACAACUUGUGGUAAAUGUUUUGGAACCAUUGGUGAAUUAACUACACACAUGAGAACUCACACAGGUGAGAAGCCAUAUCCAUGUAAAACUUGUGGUAAAUGUUUUGGAACCAGUGGUCACUUAACUAAACACAUGAGAACUCACACAGGUGAGAAGCCAUAUCCAUGUAAAACUUGUGGUAAAUGUUUUAGAGACAGUGGUAACUUGACUAAACACAUGAGAACUCACACAGGUGAGAAGCCAUAUCUAUGUAAAACUUGUGGUAAAUGUUUUGGAGACAGUUGUCACUUGACUACACACAUGAGAAGUCACACAGGUGAGAAGCCAUAUUCAUGUAAAACUUGUGGUAAAUGUUUUAUAGACAGUGGUAACUUGACUAGACACAUGAGAAUUCACACAGGUGAGAAGUGA